Molecule: messenger RNA, 1116 nt
Organism: Endocarpon pusillum Z07020
Lineage: Eukaryota; Fungi; Ascomycota; Eurotiomycetes; Verrucariales; Verrucariaceae
Exons: 3
Coding region: 1-1116 (371 amino acids)
Source: RefSeq, a predicted model, not a curated record
AUGCAAUUGCCACCAUUCGGUCCACCCCUUCUAGAUGGAGAUAAUGCUCCGACGAAUGAAGAAAGUGAUCUCAUUAAGAGACACUGCUCAGAACUCCAGCAUCUGCUUCGUGAUCCACGAUUCAGAGAUAGUCCUUUGGUCAUGAAGUUACAGGAAAACCUUUCGGAAAGAGCGCUGUUUACAGACUACCCAAAUGCGGAAGCCGACGAGGACCAAGCUCUGUCUGCCACGAAUGCAUAUAAAAAGGAGCUUGAAGAUGACCAAUGGCGCUAUGAGCAUGUGCUAGACUCGUCGCGUAUACAUGUGAGCGGUCGACGUCAAAGCCAACUUGAAGGACAGCAAUCCAACCAAAGGCGACCUCGACAAGUUCCCGGGAUGCCGCAAGGGGAAAAGCUUCCUUCGAAUCACUUUCGAGAGACUUCCAUGAGUGAGAUCGAACAGCCUUCGCAAAAGCCCAGCAUGAACAAGUUCUAUCCUCGCGGCUCGAGGGCUGCUGGUCUGUCUGAGAUGCGCCUGCAGCCCCCCAUUGAAGUGAAGAUGACUAAAAUGGGACUCGAUACAAAGCCGUCCGAGUUGCGUCCUCUGAAAUCUGCAACGAGUCGAGAGAAUGGAAUUGAGAUUACAUCAGAGUGGGCAGCUCAAGAAACUCCUUCUCGAGUCGGUCGUUCUGAAGGGAUCCUUUUCGACCGGAUCAUUUCCGGAUCGGAUCCUUCCAUAACGAGUUCUCCCAAAGCAAACGCUCAUGCAAAGGCUCCCUCUAGAUCUAUUGAUCCAAAAGCAGUUGUAGCAGCGCAGCCUGAUAAUGGUCAUCCCAGAAUCAAAUAUGCGCCCCCCUUGGACGCUAGGAGUGCAACUCAAGUUGGAACUGCGUCUUCUCAACCUGCAAGGCAGCCUCAAACUAAACACCAAGGUCAACCAGCCAAACCGCAAUCUCAGGGUUGGGCGCACGCCAACCCACAAGCCUACGUAGAGACGAAGGAUCAAGAAAAGCAAACGGACGUUGACGAGGGGGUCGUCAACAGACAAAGAGGGUUCCAGGGGAAGAGACACGUUCAUGAGGGUGAAAAAGCCCGACGUGAAACCGGAAGCCUAGGGCAAGGAUCCGGAGCGGUCUGA